GAUUGAAAUGACCUCUGAGGUUCAGCUCAGCCGCCGGAGAGGAUCCAGUAGAAGAGAGGAAACCAGCAAGAUGUUCCAGGCACCUGAUCUCCGACAAGUCACUGUGGUGAAUAAGGCUGAAUGGCAGAGGAUUCAAAAUGAAGUCCACCAGGUUGAUAGAGAUAAGGACAGUAUGAAAGAGGCGGAGAACCAGAGAAAAGCCCUGCACCUGCGGUCAAAGCAGAUGGUGAAAGAGUGGCCCAAUACCAUCGCUAGCCAAAGACAAAAGAAGCUGGAGGCGAAGAAGAUCCGGGAACAGAUCGAGGAAGAGAAAAGGAAGCAGAUGGAUAAAGAAGAGGCUGAAUACAGGGAACAACAACGUAAAGAGAUCGUUGAGAAAGCAAAGACUCAGCUCUACUAUCAAACUGACCAAGUCAAAGGAUUACAUAGUGCACUCUUGAUGACAGAGGUGAUGAAGGAGAGGGAGGCUCAGGUUGAGCUGAAGAAAAGGAUAAAGAGUGCCACUAAAGAUGUGGAAAAAGAAUACAUGAAUUUGGUGGAGAUGAGAAAGAAUGAUGCUCUGAUGCAGGAGGAAGAGAAAGCGCUCCAGAGGAAGCUUGAGAGACUGGCUAUUGCAGAGGAGCAGAAAAAACAGAUGAAGAAAGGUGAGUCGGCCAGAGAGAAAAAAGAGACAGAGAUCAAGAAGGACAGAGAGGAAAACCUUCGCCUUCAUGAGCGUUAUCUGUUGGAGCAGAGAAUGGAGGAAGAACGACAAGAGGAGCAGAAGAGAAUCCUGAAGCAAGCUCAACUGGAACACGUCACUGAAAGAAACCUCAUGAGAGCAGCAGAGGCACAAAAACAGGCCGCUGAAGAGGAGCAGAGGAAAUUGUUUCUCUCUGCGAAACAAAAAAUGAUGAAGUUGAGGAAAGAGAAAGAAACUGAGUUGUUCAGAGAGGCCCAGAGGCAAAGAGAGGAUCUCAUGAAGAAACUCACAGACCAACAGCAGGAGCAAACUGUGAACGAGGAUCAGAGGAUUGCUAAGGCUGUCGCCGAACAGGACGCCAGACAUGAGCUGCAGCGGAGGGAGGAGGAGGAGAAGAAGACUGCAGUGUUGAAAUCCCUCGCUGAACACAGACAACUGAUGAGACAAGAAAAGGAGCAGAGGGACAGAGAAGAGCAACAGAGAGCCAGAGACAUGCUUGAGGCCAAGAAAGAGGCCGAGAGAUUAUUUUGUGAGAAACAAAAAGCGAAGGCUCUGAGGAUCAGAGAAGAUCUGAGAAAGAUGCAAGACUGCAAUUCAACACAAACGGCUGCAAAAACUGCCAGGCAACAGCAACUGAGACGAGAGGAAGAGGAGUUUGAGGCAAAGACCAGAGACCUCAUGGCUGAAGAAGAAAAACAGUUUCAACUCUAUUCACAGCAGGUCAUCCAUGCAGCAGCAGAGGCUCAGCGAGACGUCCUCCCACUUUGCAAAGCUGCGAGGGGAGGGAUCGGAGGAGGACUCGGUCCUGUUUUCGGGGGAGUCAGGCCCAGCUACAUGGUUCAGGACUGCAGCGGUGCUCAAAUGCCUAACUACAUCUCUGGUGCUACCCAGAACAUUAAAGGGCUUCAUGAGACAGUAGAUAUUCAGGAAGCAAAGAAGAGACUGGGGUUUAUGUGGUGAAAACUACAAUGUUUGCAAAAGGAGUUGCUCACAUUCCAUCUAUUUCUGUCAUGUCAUCACUCAGGUCAUCACAAAAAAUGUUUUCUGGGGGGGAUUAAGCACUCAGAUUUCCAUGGCUGUAUGGCCAAACAAAGGUUAAACAAAAGUUCUUUAAGAUAUUGUUUCCGUUAAAAAGCACACACACAGACAUACAGUAUAUAUAUAUACUGUAUAUAUAUACAGACUAACGUAUAAUUGCGCAUCAUUUUCUGUAUUCACAGGUUCAGUUUCUUACCUUUGACUUGGUCUCUGCCAUUUUUAGAAAUGGUACUAACAUUUUUAAAAAGUAUUCAAAAACUAUUAAACGAGAAUAAAGUGAUGGAUCAACUUCCGCUGUCACAACCUUCAAAGUAAAGUGUUUACCAAUGAGAUGGGAAGAUUCUUCUAUAGUAAACACAUGGAUCUGUCCAACUUGAAGUUCACCCAGGAGUAGAAUGUGACUUAUCACAAAUAUUUACUGUUGUUAACACUUGACAAGUAUAGAUAUACAAAGUGUUAACUUAAAGGUUGAGUGUGUAGAAUUUAGUGACAUCUAGUG
Messenger RNA from Paralichthys olivaceus (Japanese flounder), 2219 nucleotides. RefSeq names its product cilia and flagella associated protein 210 (gene cfap210). Lineage: Eukaryota; Metazoa; Chordata; Actinopteri; Pleuronectiformes; Paralichthyidae. The record is from RefSeq and is a predicted model, not a curated record.